Molecule: messenger RNA, 1761 nt
Organism: Triticum aestivum (bread wheat)
Lineage: Eukaryota; Viridiplantae; Streptophyta; Magnoliopsida; Poales; Poaceae
Exons: 9
Coding region: 340-1656 (438 amino acids)
Molecular function (GO): protein binding
Source: RefSeq, a predicted model, not a curated record
GCCUGGUGCCCCGUCCAGUCCAUGCCCUCAGGCAGAGACAGCUCCGUUACCCUCUCCGGCUGGGGCCUGCCCGUCGUAAACGGCGACCAUCCGCCUGUUAACGCCACCCUGCACCGCCCCAACCCACCGCCUAUAUAAACACCGGGAAGAUCCAAGUUUUAACAUUUCUCCCUCACGCUUCCCCCUACUACUCUGCUCCGUUCUGCUCACCGCUCAGGAUCGUAACUCCGCCCAAUUCCUGCCAUCGACCGGCCGAUAGAGAUACUCUUGAUAGCUGAUACGGUUUCGUCGGGGUUUGAGCUCGAUUCGGCCCUUCUACAAUUCCGAGCCAGCCCGCCGAUGGCGCACGACUUGCAGGACGACUUGGAGUUCGUCGCCGCCGGCCACGAUUACGACGACUUCGAGUUCGACGAUGCCGGUGGCAACGGGUUCCGAACCUCCGGCGGCGCUUCCCAAUACCAGCUGGAUACUGAGAUGAACGACACUUCAGCCUUGGAGUACAGACAAGGGAAAGACAUGCAAGAGAUACCCUGGGAGAGGUUGAACUACAGCAGGGAUCAGUACCGUCAGAUGAGGCUAAAACAGUACAAGAACUACCAGAGCCUCGCUAGGCCGCGAGAUACACUGGAAAAGGAAUGCCAACGAGGAGAGACAAGAGACGCCUUCUACGAUUUUCACUUGAAUACAAGACAUGUCAAGCCAACAAUAGUGCACUUUCAGCUGAGAAACCUCCUGUGGGCUACGUCCAAGCAUGAUGUCUACGUGACACAGAACUAUUCUGUGAUGCAUUGGUCAUCCCUACUCCGGAGAGGAAAAGAAGUGCUCAAUGUGGCAGGCCCAAAUCAGGAUAUGCGGGGAGGUCGGCCCUUGUCAAGGGUGCAGAUCAGCACCAUGACGGUAAAAGACAACCUCCUGGCGGCUGGUGGUUUCCAUGGGGAGUUGAUCUGCAAGUAUGUCGAUCAACCUGGAGUGGCGUUCUGUACGAACCUGGCCGGCAACAAGAAGUCCAUCACCAACGCCGUCGAGAUCUACGAAUCACCUAACGGCUCCACCCGGGUGGUGGCUGCCAACAACGACUGCGUUGUUAGAACUUUUGACACGGAGAAGUACAGCCUGCUCACCCAGUUCCCCUUUGCGUGGUCCGUCAACAACAUGUCCGUCAGCCCCGACGGGAAGCUGCUCGCGGUGGUCGGCGACAGCUCCGACUGCCUCAUCGCCGAUUCAGGGUCCGGCAAGGAAAUCGCGAGCCUGCGCGGCCACGCGGAUUACUCGUUCGCGUCGGCGUGGCACCCGGACGGGCGCGUGCUGGCCACGGGCAACCAGGACAGGACGUGCCGGCUGUGGGACGUGCGCAACCCGUCCGAGGCGUUCGCGGUGCUGGAGGGGAGGAUCGGCGCCGUCAGGGGGCUCAGGUUCUCGCCGGACGGCCGCUUCCUGGCCGCGGCGGAGCCGGCGGACUUCGUCUGCGUCUACGACGUGGCGGCGGGGUACGCACGCGCGCAGGAGAUCGAUCUGUUCGGGGAGAUCGCCGGCGUGUCCUUCAGCCCCGACGACGGCGCGGAGGCGCUGUUCGUGGGCGUCGCCGACCGUACGUACGGCAGUCUGCUCGAGUUCCGCAGGCGACACCGUCACGCCUACCUCGACUGCUACCUGUGAAGUGUACGGCGUAUUUCGCGUGCCAAUCUUGUACUACUGCUACUUUUUUUGUACUGCUACUACUUGAGAGUAGGGCUAGAGCAAAGUGCGUCCCGUGUUUCGACA